This is a messenger RNA of Polypterus senegalus (gray bichir), 900 nucleotides long. RefSeq names its product zona pellucida sperm-binding protein 4-like. Bases 1 to 900 code for a protein of 299 amino acids. Lineage: Eukaryota; Metazoa; Chordata; Cladistia; Polypteriformes; Polypteridae. The transcript is spliced from 8 exons. Gene Ontology annotation, biological process: binding of sperm to zona pellucida; prevention of polyspermy. Gene Ontology annotation, molecular function: acrosin binding; structural constituent of egg coat. Gene Ontology annotation, cellular component: egg coat. The record is from RefSeq and is a predicted model, not a curated record.
AUGUCCCCGUUUCAGCUGUCUGUUGGCAAUGUGACCUACAAGAACACCAUGUCUGCUGCCAUCACUGUGAGGACUGGUCUAGAGGGCUCCAUCACCAGGGACAGUGUCUACAAGUUAUUCUUCCAGUGCACCUACUCGGGAAGCCAGGAUGUGCAAGUGGAGGCUGAGGUGUAUACUGUGGUGCCACCUCUUCCACUAGUAGAGCAAGGGCCAUUUGACCUGGAAUUGGUCAUUGCAACAGAUUCCUCCUAUGGCUCCUACUUUGUGGAUGCUGACUACCCAGUGACCAAAACUCUGAGGGAUCCUGUGGCUGUGGAAGUGCACAUCGUGAACAGGACUGACCCUAACCUUGUGCUGACUCUUAGGGACUGCUGGGUCACCCCAGGACCUUCUGCUUCCAGCCAGCCCCAGUGGAGCCUUCUGGUGAAUGGGUGCCCAUACACAGGGGACAACUAUUUGACUAGCUUGGUGACAGUGGACAGCACAUCUGGAGUAGCCUACCCAAGUCAUUACAAGAGAUUUGUGUUUGAGAUGUUUGCUUUUGUGGAUCCUGUAGCUCAGCAGGCUUUGGCUAAAAAGGUCUUCAUCUACUGUGUUGCUGCUGCCUGCUAUCCUUCUGCCACAGACUCCUGCACUCAGAGCUGCCCUGUGAGACGAUCUGGCAGAGCUGCAGACAACAUGUCACAAAUUCAUUCAUCCAGGAAGAAUGUGCUCCUUCACAGUGGUCCUGUUGUCAUUGAGGCUGACCAGCUGCAAACCUCCAGGCUGGAGCAGAAAACUUCUCUUCCUACUGGAUACCUGGUGCUGGGAGCUGCAGCUGCCUUGUUGAUGGUUGCACUGGUUUUCACUCUACUGGCUGUGUGGAGGUUGAACUGGAAGAAAGUGGAUCUGAAAUUUUAA